CCAUUAAAAAAAAAGGAAAAAAAGAGAAGAUGUUCUCUCUGCUGUUUUACUUACGGGCUGAACUCAAAACGGUCCAAAGACAAACGGGUCCAUACGAUCACCGAGACAACCACUUGGAGAGAGAGAGAGUGGCAUCCCCACUCCCCACUAUAUUCGCGCGCCUUCUCUCUGCCUCCACGUUGCAACGACAAAUGGAAGCUCUACUCCACUCCGCCUUUUCCCCUCCUUUCUCAACGUUCGUCACAGCCGGCGAAACUGGCAGGAGAGUGCUUAAAACUCGCUCAUUCAUCAUCGCAAGGUCCGGAGGAAAUGAUAGCAACACAUCCGCGGAAGCCAUGGAAGCGAAAAAAAGAGAUUUUGAAUCGAAGAGCUCCGAUAUAUGGAAGCUCUUUAAUGAUGCUCAGCAAAAUAUACUUUACUUGAACACGCAGCGGCUUAAGGCCGAGGAAGAGCUGAAGAAGAUUAGGAAAGAAAAUGACGCGCUGCUUGCUAGAGUGGAAGAGUUAGAGGCAGAUGGUUUCAGACCUCCAAGGAACAAUGUGCAUUUCAUAAAUAUGACAGACAAGUCAUUGCUUUUGGGUGAGCUAAUGCUUCGAAUUGAUUCAAUGGUGCUUUCGGGCAUCAUGGAUUUGGGAGAGGCAUCAGAAUUGAGAAAGUUCAUAAUAGAGAACAAGAUGGUUGUAACAGAUGCCUUCUAUAAUAUAAGGAGCAAAAAUGAUCACGAGCUGCUAUCAAAUCUUCGUGAUGUUUUCAACAACAAUGGAAGGAAUCAAUUACAUAUAUUGCAUAUCUGCACGGAAAUGACACCAGUUGCUUCCUUUGGAUCGUUAGCGUCAUAUGUAACAGAAUUAUCUCUCGCACUUCAACGAAAGGGCAACUUUGUGGAGGUCAUAUUACCUAAAUACUCAGUCUUGAACCUUGAUGAGGUGCAUGCAUUGUGUAAGGUUGAUACUGGAGUUCAUUCUUAUUUUGACGGCCAAUGGCAUGAGAACAAAAUUUGGACAGGCAUUGUUUGUGGCAUUCCAGUAACUUUUAUUGAACCUCAAAGCCAUGUGUUUUUCUCUCGUGGUGCUAUUUAUGGCUAUCCUGAUGACUUUGAAAGAUUUGUCUAUUUUUCACGUGCUUCUCUUGAUUACAUUGUCAAAUCAAGAAAACAACCUGAUAUUCUGCACAUACACAACUGGCAAACUGCUAUAGUUGGACCACUUUUUUGGGACAUAUUUGUCAAUCAGGGACUUGAAAAUACUCGAGUGCUAUUCACAUGUCAUGGGUUCCAAUCACAGUGCUCAGACUUGCCUGGAAAAUUAGCAAUAGUUGGGCUGGAUUCAUCGCAGCUUCAUCGCUUGGACCGUUUGCAGGAUAAUACAAAGCCCCACUUAGUCAACAUUUUGAAGGGAGGUAUAGUAUAUUCAAAUACGGUGAUGGUUCUGUCGUCUGUUCAUACAAAGGAACAUAUCAUUCAAAACAUGGGAUAUGGAUUAGAGUCAACACUGAACAUCCACAAGGAAAAAUUGCUUCUUGCACCUUAUGGCAUCGAUGCAAAGGAAUGGGAUCCAUCAACAGGCAAGAUCCUUCCAGCAAGGUAUUCAUCAGAAGAUUAUAAGGGUAAAGCCACCUGCAAGACUGAACUAAGGCGACACAUUGGAUUUCCUGAUGAUGCUUCUAAAGCUAUUAUUGCUUAUGUAUGCACCAAACUUUCGGACCUUGAUUUCCAGAAUCUAAGACCAGCAAUUCGGCUUGCAAUGAACAGGGGAGCUCAGUUUGUCAUCAUGGGUUCCAGUGAAACAUCAGGGACAGAAGCUGCAAUAAAGGUUCUUCAAAAUGAAUUCAGGAAACAGUUAAGGUUCAUAAACAAGUAUGAUGAGCCAUUCUCACAUUUACUCCUUGCUGGUUCAGACAUCAUUUUGUGUUCAUUCUACAAUUCAGAACCACAGUUGCCGCUUAAAGCACUGAAAUAUGGUGCUGCACCUGUUUUAUUGAACGUGGUUAGUGAUGGACGGAGGCUUGCUGAUAGGCGUGAGUUCAGUCGGAUGAACUUAUUGCAGAACAGCUUUUCUUCGUUUAUGGACAUGUCUCUGGGCCAGGCACUUGAUCAUAUGGUCAAUGAUCCAAUAGGUUGGAAUCAUAAGAUAAGGGAAGGAAUGUCAAAAGAUUUAUCAUGGGAUGCAGAAAGCUGCGGCAUACAUUUAGCUGCAUAUUUAUCUACAAAGAAUCUUUAGCUUCUUUUUCAUUCAUUCGUUUAGCAUUGAUGUAUCUUCGUGCUUGUAUUUGUUGUCCAUGUAAAACUCCUUUGUUAUUGAAAUGUCAUGUUCUGAUUUGUUCCCUAGCAUAAUUUUGAGCAAGGCCAUGGAUAACCAAGCUUUUCUGCUGUGUACACAACAAUGGUGCAUAAUACCCACAUGGACUUUUCUCUUUGUUCGCCAGUUCUUGAAAAUAAAUUUCAAACUGAAUCUGCUGGAUGAACACAAGAUGAUGUUGGAAACCGUUUAUAAUUGUCCCAGAACCAUCAAGAAGCCAUACUUUCUUUGUGGAGAGUAUUCCCGUCAUUAGUCUUUUGUUGCACACGGAGUGGUGCUUAUGACAAUUGAACCUUCCAUUUGACUCCU
Messenger RNA from Nymphaea colorata (pocket water lily), 2606 nucleotides. RefSeq lists its product as uncharacterized. The record is from RefSeq and is a predicted model, not a curated record. Bases 30 to 2219 code for a protein of 729 amino acids. Lineage: Eukaryota; Viridiplantae; Streptophyta; Magnoliopsida; Nymphaeales; Nymphaeaceae. The transcript has 19 exons.